Anopheles merus is the source of this 1153-nucleotide messenger RNA. RefSeq names its product probable isoaspartyl peptidase/L-asparaginase GA20639. Bases 82 to 1104 code for a protein of 340 amino acids. Lineage: Eukaryota; Metazoa; Arthropoda; Insecta; Diptera; Culicidae. Gene Ontology annotation, molecular function: asparaginase activity. The transcript has 2 exons. The record is from RefSeq and is a predicted model, not a curated record.
UAAUAAUAAUCUCCGCUUUAUUGUGCAACGGGCUUGCUUACCGAAAAGACGUGUGCUUGUGCGUCACAGUGUGCUCUCAACAUGUUGUUCCCUUGGGAAUGGUUAGUUUUGUCUAUACUGUUGUCAAACUUUAAGUACUGCAUGGGUGUGGUGGAACCCGUUCUAAUCGUGCACGGUGGAGCAGGGACCGUGUCGGAAGAUCGUAUACCGGGCAAACUGCGCGGUGUCACACUGGCGGCCAAGGUCGGCUACCAAGUGCUGGCCCGCAACGGGACGGUGGUGGAAGCGGUCGAGCAAGCCGUUCGCAUCAUGGAGGCGGAUCGGUUCUUCAACGCCGGCUACGGAGCGGCCCUCAACAUCGAGGGAGACGUCGAGCUGGACGCCAGCAUCAUGGACGGUGCAACGAAGGCCACCGGCAGCCUGAGCGGCCUGCGCGAUCUGCUUCACCCGAUCUCGCUGGCCCGUGACGUAAUGGAACACUCCGGGCAUAACUUUCUCAUCGGAGACGGAUUGGUUUCCUUCGCGCUGGACCGUGGCUUUCGCUUUCUGGAGCCCCCGGGACAACUGGUCACCCAGCACUCAAAGGAUGCGCUCGAGGAGUGGAAAGCAUCCGACCAAAGCUACCGCUCGGGCGAAGGUGGUACGGUCGGUGCGGUAGCGAUCGAUGCAAAUGGCAACAUUGCAGCGGCGACCUCGACCGGCGGUGUGACGGGCAAGCGGGUUGGACGCGUCGGAGACACGCCUAUCAUCGGGUCCGGGACGUACGCCGAUAACGGGUUGGGCGGUGUGUCACUCACAGGCGAUGGCGAUAUCAUCAUGAAGGUAUGCCUCGCGUACGACGUACUGCGGACGGCUCAGCUGACCGACCGCGCGCUGCAACCGGUCGCCGACGAGCUGCUGGACGCGAUGAGCGCCGCACUGGGCGGUACGGCCGGACUGGUGGCGCUGGAUCGGGCGGGCGAUGUGGCUGUCGCACACAACUCGCUGCACAUGUCGUGGGCUUAUCAGCGGGGCGAUACGGUGGCGUACGGGGCGAGCAAGGAAGAUUUCAACCUGAUGCCUGCCACUGACACCCCGUUCGAUCCACUCCCGGGAGGAAUGUGAUUUGGAAGAUUGUUGAAACAAUAAAGCCGAUAAGUGCUACAAGACAAAA